UCGCGCUGUCAAUGCAGUUUCGAGUUCGAUACUCUCGUAGUCUCCAUGCUUUGAAAUGACCGGAGAAACAAAAGUGUGUUCCGGAGUUUUGGAGCACCGGAAAUUGAGUGUAACCUCAGCAGAAGAUUGGACUCGAGAAUGGAAAAAGUUCAAAAGCAGUUUGUUCACAAUGGAUAUCACGCAGCUGCCAAUCUACGUGUUAGAGGAUAUCACUUACUACCUGCACGGCUGUGACCUGGCCGCAUGUGCCGCCGUCUGCUACUACUGGCGAGAAGCCUACAAUGACGACUUCUUCUGGCAGAGGCUCUGUUACCGCGACAUUGUUCCCUAUCUGGCUACUGUGCAGAACCUCGUCAAGCCACACUUCCAGCUACCACCGCAGGACUCAGACACACUAGAGGAUCUGUGUGAAUGGCGGAUCCGGUUCAUGCGUCAGGCCCAUUUGAUGCGUAACUGGUACUGUGCACGCUACUCCCUGCAGACCAUCUACACUUAUGACUCAUCCAUCAGUCAUAGCGGCCACGUGCUGCACGACACGGGAGAUCACUGGCUUGUACUGAGUACGCGCUCAAAAACACAGGUAACUAUCAGAUGCGCAACUGGUACUGUGCACGCUACUCCCUGCAGACCAUCUACACUUAUCACUCAUCCAUCAGUCAUAGCGGCCACGUGCUGCACGACACGGGAGAUCACUGGCUUGUACUGAGUACGCGCUCAAAAACACAGGUAACUAUCAGAUGCGCAACUGGUACUGUGCACGCUACUCCCUGCAGACCAUCUACACUUAUCACUCAUCCAUCAGUCAUAGCGGCCACGUGCUGCACUGACACGG
Homalodisca vitripennis (glassy-winged sharpshooter) is the source of this 832-nucleotide messenger RNA. RefSeq lists its product as uncharacterized. The record is from RefSeq and is a predicted model, not a curated record. Gene Ontology annotation, molecular function: protein binding. Lineage: Eukaryota; Metazoa; Arthropoda; Insecta; Hemiptera; Cicadellidae. The transcript has 3 exons. Bases 56 to 706 code for a protein of 216 amino acids.